Messenger RNA from Postia placenta MAD-698-R-SB12, 567 nucleotides. RefSeq lists its product as hypothetical. NCBI's taxonomy places the organism in Eukaryota, Fungi, Basidiomycota, Agaricomycetes, Polyporales, Adustoporiaceae. Bases 1 to 567 code for a protein of 188 amino acids. The record is from RefSeq and is a predicted model, not a curated record. Gene Ontology annotation, molecular function: oxidoreductase activity. The transcript is spliced from 3 exons.
AUGGCAGAGCGCACAGACAACUUGCUCGAUCGUCUGUUCCCCCUUCCCUCAGCCGCCCCUUCCCCGCUCUGUCCAGGACGGUUUCCGGGCAUCACACAUGCAUCCAAAGUCGCUGUGACCGAGGUUUUGAAGGCGAACCAUUUGGAGCGACACUCCUUCACUAACGAGCAUGGAUUUCACAACCAUGCAUCUCACCACUUACUGGCCGCGUUUGCCUUGGGUGCACCUGCGCGCGUCUUCAGUGCCAUCUAUGAGGUUCAAAUGGGGCGGACACGUCCGGCGUCGAAGAUCUCGAAGAGCAUUACAAGGGAGACUUUCUGGUAUCACAUUGGAGACAGAACCUUCUACGAGGGAUACCUGCUGUACUUCAGCGACGUCGUCCUCAAGGACGGAGCCGCUUCGGCUAUUGAGGAGUACAUAUUCGCCAAGUCAGCCAACUUUCAUGACACGGCCAAAGUUCCAAGGAGGAUGAUGAACAGGCACUUUGCGAUGCUGUACCACCCCAUGAUCUAUCUUGCAUAUGGGCUGGAGUUUGGCAUUCCUGGACUUGUCGCGGAGGGUGAGUGA